AUGGCUCCGCGGCGCAAGUCUGUCGCAUGGGCGAGUGAGUCGCUGACGGCUCUCGCAGUCCCCAAACACCGCCGACCCAAGUUCGACGUCCGCCUCAGAAUCCUCGACCUGAACAACGUCCCGCUCGUCUCUGGUAUUUCCUACGUGAAAUGGCACAUCCCUGGCUCCGCUGCCGCCGAGCACCGCGGUCGCACCGAGCGCCGUGCCAUCAAGGAGCACAAGGUGUUUUACGUUUACGAGAAGCACAUCCCUGUGCGCAUCACCAUCCAGAACAAGUCCAAGAUGCUCGAGGAUGCCUGGAUGCACUUUGAAGUCAUACAGGAGUACAGCGCCGGCGGCAAGAGCGACAGAAUCGUGUUGGGAAAGGUCGACAUCAACUUGUCUGAAUAUGUUGAGGCUAGCGAGCUGGAAGCCGACGGAGUAGUGCGCCGGUAUCUCAUGCAGGAAAGUAAAAUCAACAGUACUCUAAAGAUCGGAGUCUAUAUGAGACAGGUCGACGGAGACAGGGAUUACAUUGCUCCCUCGUUAAAGAACGCUCAAGUUUUUGGAGGAAUCGCAGGAAUCAUAGCUGGAGAACAGGUGGAAGCAGAUGAAUCAGGCCACCUGCCGACCCUGAGUAAAAACAGCCGUGCCGACGGAGAACUGCAAGAUAUGUACCGUCGGACAGAAAUCGCAUUCUGGGCCGCGCAACCGGGAGAGCUCCGCGCCGACGAGUGCAUCGAGGACAUAUUCAGUGGAGGAGACGGAUGGGGCAAUUUGGAGGGCAAGAGUCUGGGCGAUCGCUUGGGCGUGGAAGCAGACAGCACAUCUAUGAGCGACAGCGGAUCUCGAUCUCCUCUACGCGGAUGGCACAGGAGUAAUCCUAGCCAGGGAAGCAACAAGUCGCAGGAUACGCUCAAGAAGGUGCGAAUGCAAGGUCAUGAGCGCGGGCUUUCUCUCCGCGGCAGGGCUAGUCUGGAACAACAGGCAAAUCAGAUGAAGGCUGAGGCACAGAUGGCAAGGCCUAGACCGGCCAACGAGGUCGAGGAGCUGGAUAUUCGGGAAGAUUUGAGAAGCUGGUCGCUCCCCGUGCAUUGA
This is a messenger RNA of Lasiodiplodia theobromae, 1077 nucleotides long. Its product is annotated as Oestrogen-responsive protein. The transcript has 6 exons. The coding region runs from base 1 to 1077 and encodes 358 amino acids. The record is from RefSeq and is a predicted model, not a curated record. NCBI's taxonomy places the organism in Eukaryota, Fungi, Ascomycota, Dothideomycetes, Botryosphaeriales, Botryosphaeriaceae.